UAAACUAUAAAAAAGGAAAGAGAUAGUGAUUGAAGGAGAUGGAUGAUACAAUUUCAGAGGUUUCUUAGUAUUAUAUGAACUCUCUAUAGUUUUAAAUUUAUUACCUUUCACAUUUCAGAAUGGCUUCUACUGGCGACGCACAAUCUCCUAAUUCCUCACUUCCCACUCUACCAUGGAAGCGCAAGCUUGCCGAUCUAUUCACUUCCUUCCUUUUCCGACAAGCAUUCCGAUCAGAUUUUACCGUCAACCGCCGUUUCCUCCGCCUUUUUGACCGUAAACUACCUCCUUUCACCUCUCGAGGCGUCGCUGCAUCUGACGCCACCAUCGAUUCCUCCACUUCCGACCUUUGGAUUCGUGUAUAUAACCCUCUCACAUUCUCCAACUCCGAUCCUUUACCUGUUAUCAUAUACUUCCACGGCGGCGGAUUUGUGUACGGCUCUGCCGAUGCUCCGCCCACCGACACAUUCUGUCGCGACUUUGCUCGUGAAAUCGGAGCCAUUGUCAUCUCUGUCAACUACCGACUCGCACCGGAAGACCGAUUUCCGAGUCAAUUCGACGACGGAUUUCACGUUCUUAAAGCAAUGGACAAAGGAGCGAUCUCCGAAACUGUUCCUGAAAAUGCUGAUCUGAGGCGGUGUUUCAUCGCCGGGGAAAGCGCCGGAGGAAACAUAGCUCAUCACGUGACGGUGAGAGCGGCGGAGAGUGAAUUCAAGAGGGUCAAGAUUGUAGGUAUGAUUUUGAUUCAGCCAUUUUUUGGAGGAGAAGAGCGAAGGGAUUCAGAGAUUCGAUUUGGGAGAGGUUAUGGACUGACUCUGGAAAUGACGGACUGGUUUUGGAAGGCGUGGUUGCCGGUCGGUUCGAACCGGGAUCAUACGGCCGCUAACGUGGUUGGGUCGAGCAUUUCGGGGGUGAAGGUUCCAGCGGCUCUGGUCGUGAUUGGGGGUUUGGAUUUGUUAAGAGAUCGUAACAGAGAGUACGUUGAAUGGCUGAAGAAAUCGGGUCAAGAAGUUCGGGUGGUGGAGUAUCCCAAUGGAACACAUGGGUUUAUUGGAAAACCGGAUCUUCCGGAAUAUUCCAUGCUCAUCCAAGAUGCCAAACAAUUCAUCAACAAAAUUUCAUAAAUCAUAAGGUAAAGAAGUGGUAACUGCUAGCCCAAUAUAAGGGAGUACAUAAGGGGUAUUUGGGUUGAUCGGUUUGAAACCAGGAGUUUUGACUAUUGAACUCAAAUUCAUGUUUGGACACUUGGAAUAAUGAAAUUAAAAAACUAAAUCGAUGAUUUAUUUUCACCUCUUAACCAUUAGUUUCGAAUCAUCUUGAUCGUA
Cucumis sativus (cucumber) is the source of this 1322-nucleotide messenger RNA. RefSeq names its product probable carboxylesterase 18. The transcript has a single exon. The coding region runs from base 120 to 1121 and encodes 333 amino acids. Gene Ontology annotation, molecular function: carboxylic ester hydrolase activity. Lineage: Eukaryota; Viridiplantae; Streptophyta; Magnoliopsida; Cucurbitales; Cucurbitaceae. The record is from RefSeq and is a predicted model, not a curated record. Gene Ontology annotation, biological process: pollen tube growth.